This is a messenger RNA of Ilex paraguariensis (yerba mate), 705 nucleotides long. Lineage: Eukaryota; Viridiplantae; Streptophyta; Magnoliopsida; Aquifoliales; Aquifoliaceae. The record is from the annotation of a GenBank genome assembly.
AUGGCUGAGCCUCAGGGUGGUGAUGGCGCAUCUGACGGUGGCCGGAAGGGCAACGGAAAGCGAGCUAGUAGUGCAGCAGAGGGGGAAGUUACGGCGGCCACAGUGGCUACGCCUACUGCUCCAUGUGGGGCGUGCAAGUUCUUGAGGAGGAAGUGCAUUAGUGGGUGCAUCUUUGCUCCCCACUUCAGUUCCGACCAGGGGGCGGCUCGUUUCGCGGCUGUGCACAAAGUUUUUGGCGCAAGCAAUGUGUCGAAGCUAUUGUUGCACAUUCCGAUUAACAGGCGGCAGGAUGCUGUUGUUACCAUAUCAUAUGAAGCUCAGGCGAGGUUGUCUGAUCCAGUUUAUGGUUGUGUGUCAACCAUACUUGCUUUGCAACAACAGGUGGCAUCCCUACAAGCUGAGCUGGCAAUGGUGCAAAACCAGUUGAUAAACAGUAGGUUUGCAGUAGCAAAUGCCAUUCAGAGCUCACAUCAACAGCAACACCUUGCAAUGCCACAGCCAGCGUACUCCAACGCCUCUUCAGCUUCAAAUUGCCUCAUCAACUUCAACUCUAGUUUUGAUCUCGCGGUGGCGGGGGAAAACACUCCCUCUUCACAAAGGUUUGAGCAUCUUCAACUUUGCGGACCCACUCAAGAUGAAGAGGAAGAUGAACAAGACAGUCGCAAUCCAGUGGCAUUUCCUAAUCAAAUACUUCACUCCAGAUAA